CUGCUGCUGCCCGACAGAUCCAAAACCUGUGACCCCUCCUUCUGCAAGGGGACGGAGGAGGUGGCAGCCCCGCAGGGACACCCGUCCCCCUCGCUCGGCAAACGUGCCACCAGCUACCGCAAAGCCUUCGGGGAUCUCGCCGAGCGGGACGUGCUGCUGGGCUGCUUCUCCUGCGCCUGGCAGAGAGAGGUGCCCUACCAUGGCCGCCUCUACGUCUCCUCCCGCCACCUCUGCUUCCACUCCAGCCUCCUCCUCAAGGACAUCAAGGCAGUGGUCCCCGUCGCCUCCAUCUCGGCCCUCAAGAAGACCAACACGGCGCUGCUGGUGCCCAACGCGCUCAGCAUCCGCACGGCCGAGGGGGAGAAGUUCCUCUUCGUGUCGCUGCGCCGGCGGGAGGCCACCUACCAGCUCCUCAAGUCGGUCUGCAAACACCUCAAGGACAAGAGCUGGAGCCCUCCGGACUCUCCAAACACCAAGGAAAUCCUUCGGAAGUCCCUGACCUCGAGCCAGUCGGACCUGGAGCAGAGCACCCAGGGGACCGACGGCCUCCAGGAGCUGCCGGAUGGCCCGAGCCCAACCCCAAGGCCAGCGGAGGAGGAUGAAGAGGCGGCGGUGGCGCUGAUCAGCGGUGAGGGGGUGCCCUCGGCAAAGCCACGCAGCCCCCAGGGACAAGAGCUGGAGCCCUCCGGACUCUCCAAACACCAAGGAAAUCCUUCGGAAGUCCCUGGUAAGGUCGGGAAAUGGUUGGCAGGAGGAGUUCCCUGUGUCCCUGACCGGGGCAGGGCGUGGAACUGGAUGAUCUUCAAGGUCCUUCCAACCCAAACCAUUCCCCAAUUCCAUGAUUUUGGGAGAGGGAGACGUGGCCCUGGGCCCCUGGGCUGGGAUGUGGUGGCAGCGUUGCUGCCUGGUCCCUGGGAAGGCUUUUUGGGGGGAAUACGUAGAAUUGAUGAGUCCUCAUCCUGGGCUGGUGUUGACCCCAGGACCCUCAGGGGCUGGCACGAGUCCCAUUGGGUCCCACUUGUGUCCCCGUGGCCGUGGGGCGGGUGCCUUGGGGGACGUGCACCGUUACUGGGGCUUGUCUUCUUUCAGACCUCGAGCCAGUCGGACCUGGAGCAGAGCACCCAGGGGACCGACGGCCUCCAGGAGCUGCCGGAUGGCCCGAGCCCAACCCCAAGGCCAGCGGAGGAGGAUGAAGAGGCGGCGGUGGCGCUGAUCAGCGGUGAGGGGGUGCCCUCGGCAAAGCCACGCAGCCCCCAGGGGGGACCCCACACUGCGCUGUGGGUCAGGAGCAUCGUGCCGCUGAGCCCCCUCAGCACCGUCAUCCUCAUCUACCUCCUGCUGAUGGUGGCCCUGCUGCUGUCCUCGGGCUACAUCGGUCUGCGCAUCGUGGCGCUGGAGCAGCGGUUGGCGUCCGUGGGGGCUUGGCCAGAGCUCAACCUGUCGCACCAGUACAACACGACGUGAGGCCAGCGAGGACCCAGCCAUCCUGGGGGCACCAGGCUCGGCCCCUGCUGCGGGGACAGCCUCGGGG
Messenger RNA from Calidris pugnax (ruff), 1531 nucleotides. RefSeq lists its product as uncharacterized. The transcript has 12 exons. Lineage: Eukaryota; Metazoa; Chordata; Aves; Charadriiformes; Scolopacidae. The record is from RefSeq and is a predicted model, not a curated record. The annotation marks the transcript as partial.